AUGGAGAAGGCAGAGGUCGACGAGCUACGGGAACUCACACAGCGCGUAUGUGCGAACGUGGCUGCGUAUGCUGGAGCGCAACUCGACGGCUCACUCGAGUCCAUGCAGCUAAUGGCGACUGUGGUGAACACUGUCAAUGCAAAGUACGUGGGAAUGAGACGGGAGAUCAAAAGCGUCGGGAAGCUGUCGAAAGUAUUGGAGGCGCGAGCAACUGCCUUGCGAGAAAAGAUGGACGUCAUUGACGAUCUCGAUGAAGAGCUUGCGGAGCUCGAGGAUAUGGUGGACCAGCUCGAGAAGUACACGGGUUCUCUCGAAGUCAAGUUUCAUCAAGUGUGUUAG
Messenger RNA from Peronospora matthiolae, 339 nucleotides. The record is from the annotation of a GenBank genome assembly. NCBI's taxonomy places the organism in Eukaryota, Oomycota, Peronosporomycetes, Peronosporales, Peronosporaceae.